This is a messenger RNA of Corythoichthys intestinalis (scribbled pipefish), 9840 nucleotides long. RefSeq names its product two pore channel protein 2-like. The coding region runs from base 7050 to 9230 and encodes 726 amino acids. NCBI's taxonomy places the organism in Eukaryota, Metazoa, Chordata, Actinopteri, Syngnathiformes, Syngnathidae. Gene Ontology annotation, cellular component: lysosomal membrane. Gene Ontology annotation, biological process: endocytosis involved in viral entry into host cell; transmembrane transport; calcium-mediated signaling. The transcript is spliced from 26 exons. Gene Ontology annotation, molecular function: intracellularly phosphatidylinositol-3,5-bisphosphate-gated monatomic cation channel activity; ligand-gated sodium channel activity; voltage-gated channel activity. The record is from RefSeq and is a predicted model, not a curated record.
UGGAUUCAAAGAGUCUGCUGGGAGAUAGUGCCGACGCAACCUACAGAGAUUACGGAUGCCGCUCAGAAGAAGAACGCAUAGUCGGGGAUACUACCGGGCGGCGGAUUUUCCCGGCGACAUGUGAUUCGGCCAGUGUCUGUCAACAAGCAGUGAAUCUACACAACAUCACAUCUGGAUUUAGAUCUACUGAAUUUGCUCUGAUGAAGCAUGUGCACCAUCCAUGGUGUCAGACAGGCCAAACCCUAAGCUGCAGAAGAUCUGGAUGGCCCACCCAUGCAGAUGAUCCACCUGCAAAUGAACCAAUUGUGUCAGACAAUUCAGUAGCGGAUACUAAUCCAUCCACUGCACAUUGUACACCUGAAUAAACCUGGUCAGCUGACUCAGAUGUGCCACAUGGUCCCAGCCAGAAAUUGUUACAGCUGCAAAGAAAAGACCACCCCGAAAAAGAAAACGACCAAAAAGAAAAUUGUAGUUAGCAGCUCUGAGGAGAUUGAUAUCCUCGUCCUACUUGACGAUUAAGAGAGUUCUGAUGAUGAAAGAAGUGAUUAAGGAAACAUAGUUCUGGUUAGUAGUGGGAACCUCUUGGUACCUCACGAUACGAUACGUUUUGCGAUACAAAGCUUCCAAUAAUGAUCUCACGAUAUGGCGAUACAAGGAUUAUCGAAUGAAUGAACGUUCGUUCGACCCUCCCAAUCUAAAUGGAUUGGGCGUCGAGCACCUCCAAUGGCAGCCAUAGAGUUAACCAAGACACUAUUAUGGUGGAAGAUUUUGGUAGCAACUUGUUGGUUCCUUUUUUUUUUUUUUUUUUUUUCUUUUCCUAACAUUGACACCUUUUUAAAACGAUAUCUCGAUUCUUGGCAGGAGCAUAUCGAUAAGUUUUUGGGAUACAAAGUAUGUGUCACCAUUUUUAUAUUUUAUCACACGCCUAGUUCUGGCCAUGGGUAAUUUUGUCUAUUAUGUUAUGAUAUAUGAUCAUAUUCUAUUAUGGUGUAUUAGAUCUUGAGUUGCGUUCAGGUAUUUAAAAAAAUGUGUUUCAUCCGCCAAUCUGAAUGUUUUAUUGUCAAGCUACGUGUUAGGAUUCUAACUUUCACAACAUUUGUUAUGAUUUUGAUACGAAUAUGGAAAAAGUAACUAAGUUGACACAAUACUACUUUUUUUUAACUAGUUAUAUUUUCAAUACUAUUCAUCCUGAGUACAUUCUGAUAAUUUCCAUUGCUCGGAAACAUUGUAAAUUAAUGGGAAAUAUGUCAACUUUACUGGUUUGAUGUUUUAACUUGCUUGGAGAACAAAUGUAAAAAAAAAAAAAAAAAAAAAAAUCUCACAUUGCCCCAGUCUCGCCUUGGUCAAAUUACAUACAUGAUGGCAAAAAACAAAACAAAAAAAUUUCAAAAAUUUAUUGGCUUUAUUCUCAAAGGAGAAGUACUAACAUUGCUAACUGAUUCAAAGAAACAGCAAACUAACAACGUGACAAAGCAACUUGGACAAAGACUAAAAUGAAAACCAAAACUAUAUUUAUACCAGGGGCGUUACAAGAACUAAUACAAUACUGGGGCACAGCGGGGUACUGGCAAGUGGGCAAAAACAUUUUUUUUUUAGCCCAAAAAGUCAGAAAUAGCGCUUUAAACUAUAUAUAAUUAAAUUUAUUGCCCCCCCUUCUUUCGACCAAAGUUACUUGACCAAAAUACAAGUUUCUGUAAAAAAAAAAAAAAAAAAAAAAAAACAGUGACUGCUUUUUGUUUUUCAGCCAUCAGUAUUCAAGAUCAAAAUUGGGACAUCCCUUGUUGAUAGUCAAUUCAAGUUACUGUCACUCGCUCACGUAAUGUUAGCCCUUCGGAGGGCUAGGUUUCUAUUGAUGAUGACCACUGUCGAUGCAUGGCUAACGUGUCUUACAUACAGGCUUUAUUUAAUCUGUAAAAACACAGCGUAGUAGAAUGAUGAGGGUGUAAAAUUAAAACAUAAUACACCUAACUGUCAGUUUUAGCUCAGUAGUCAUUGUUGAAUAAAACACCAAGUAGCACUGGUGCCUAAUGUGCUCCAAUACAGCAGUUAUCAUACAUUUAUUUUGAACACUGCAAAAACUCAAAAUCCUAUCAGUACUUACAGUUUAGACUAACUUAAAACUUAACUAGAACUUAAAAAUAGCUUGACACAAAUGGAAAUUCAAUUGAAACACGUGGGAAAACACCUAGCUUUUAAGUGAUGUGUGUUAUCAAGCGUAAUUACAUUUUUGGUAAGAAAUAUGUUUUUUUUAUUUUUUAUAUAAGAUCUAGAAGUUUUUUGAGUGAAAGCAGAGAUUUUUUUUUCUAGUCACAUCUGAGAUGCAAUUGUUGGCUGUUUUCAACAAUGUACAUCGAAAAUAAAGACGUUGAUUGACUGAAGAUGGUUCAAUAUUGGAUUAAAUGUCUUUUUUUCUCAUGUAUAUUUAUAAUUGCUCUUUACCUUAAAAAAAUGUUUUAUCCGAUUACUUGAUUAAUCGAUAGAAUUUUCAGUCGAUUACUCGAUUACUAAAAUAUUCGAUAGUUGCAAACUUGCAGCCCUAGUCUGUAUUUUGCCUGGCACGGCCAGUCCCCCUGUAUUUUUCAAACACUGAGAGAAAAGUCUGGGAACCAUCCCAUUAACGGCCUCUCGAGCAGGUACAAAAUCAAUCGACAACUCAGAUUCGUUUAUUCGCGUGACGUGUUCUUAACGAGCAACGUCACUCUUGCGCGUCGGAAGUCAUCUCCACAACAACACAAGGUGAACAGGAGAGCCGAGAAUAUGUUCAAAUCCACGGUAAAAUCAGUUUUAAAUUACCAAAAACACAUUGACACGAGUCAUUGACAACAGUCUGUCUCGCGCUAGCCAUGUUGAAUAAACUCCGCUCUCCUCGUAUGUUUACUUCACCGCGCAAGUCCCUCGUCCUGCACUCGUCGUUUUACUAACGUCACGUCUGCCCGUCGCUGAUUGGUCCACUCUGCUGUCUGUUUGCUGUGACUUGCUCCGCCUUGGAAAUUGUAACCGCUGAAUGGUGGCCAGACUCAAUAGCUGGAACAGCGGUGAGUCUGGUGUACCAGGCAAGUAUUGACUUAUACUAAUUUUUAUGUGUAUUGGUUCAGCCGACACCGUUCAGUUCAAACCUUUGUUUUAAAAAUGACUAAAGAAGCAUUUUGAAAACUUCCAGAAUUUUUUUUUCGGAUUUUAUGAGCAAAUUUAACUUGCAUUAUUUGAACAUAAAUUAUAUUACCAUUCACAAUAAAUACAAACUUGUUAAUCAUCCCUUAACUAUCCGGGAAUGCAAAAAAUUAAACAUUUGUCUUAAUAUCACACAAGAUUUUCUAAAGAAAAGAAAUUAAAUAUAACUGAAAAUCUUCUUUGUCAGGAAAUAACAACAAAAAACAAUUGAGCCGUUUUCCUGGUAAACUACUGCUUUUUUCCACAAGUACAACCAAACUAAAAAAAAAAAAAAAUAAAGCUCCUGUGGAGUGAUUUAAGACCACAUAAAUAAAAUUAAAAGUAAAAUUCGGGAGAAAAAGGUAAAACUCGGUUCACUACAUUUCUCACAGUUUAAUUAACAGUAGAAAACACAGUUUUGCAGGUUAGCAACUUCACACAGUUUAAUGUUAUGCUAACUCUGAUGCAGGUCAGACUUUCACUUGCAAAAUUAGUGUUGUUCUCCACUUCCACAACAUUGACAUAUUUUUACAUUUGUUACAGUGGCUGCUGUUGGCUGGAAAAAAAAACUUCUAAUAUGUCUAAUAUCUUCUAAUGUGUGGGUGUCUGUGGGUGGUGGGGGUCAAAGUCAUUAGCCAAUAAAAUGUGCGGUUAGGAGGAAAAAAAUGGACCGGCACAUUCAGAAAGUUAAAAGAGAUAAAUGUAAUUCUGAACAUAAUGAAAAUAAUUUACUUAAUAAUAAUGGGGUCAAUUACAACAGUUUAAACAUAUGGGAAGUGGUGGAAGUUGGUGGGGACAAUUUGAGCAUCCUAAAAAGUUGCUAGUGUUUUGUCCCUACCGUCCCUAUGCAAACCUACGCCCUUGAUCCAACCACUCUUCCUUCACUCUGAAGCUUGCUCUACUUUGUCUGGACUGUAACUGUUAUGCAAUUAAUCAGUGUUUCCCAACUGUACAUGGUGACCCAAAUUGGUUUAUGUUCCCUAGGGGGUUAUCUAGCUUACCUUUCUCAUUCCUCCUUGCUGAUUUAUCUUUGCUGCAAGCUAACAACUUUAAUAUAUCCACUUGCAAGAGUAAUACUGUUUGAAUCAAAUAGAAAUAUAAAAUAAGACAUCUUGUUACAGAUUACAGGGACUGCAGUAACAAAUAAAAUGCUAGUAAUACAGCUGGAAAUGAUGAUGAGCAUACACACAAAAUUGUUAGCUGGUAUAUCCAAAAUUAAUUCAUACAGUUUGAUUCAUUUUGGUCAUAUAAACAAAUGGCAAUAAACAGCAUCAGUAAUGAUACAAGUUCAGAUACCUCAAAUCAUUUUAACACAAUACUCUCAAUCAAAUCGCAUUUAAUUGUAACUGUAUUCAUAGCCAGUACGCUAAAAGACAGCAGCUAAUCUGCAACUUCAAUUUGCGGUCCGAGUAGUUUACCGCAGUUAACUGCCUGACACACAAAGAGUAAAGUUGAACCAUUUAAAGGGCAACUGAAGAGCUUUUCAGAUUUCGCUCUUAAGUGUUUUACUCAGUUGAAUUGUAUUAAAUGCGUCAUUCGCUCUCUCAAAAAGUCACAUUAAAAAAAAAAAUAAUAAUUGACCGCGUAGUUUUUGAGUUAUGGCCAUAGCAACACCAUAGCAACGAGGGACGCGCCGUCCUGCCGACCCCUACCUCAUGACGUAACUUCCAGGAAGCCUCGCCACCACUCUGAACGCGGAAAUAUAGCACCACGCUAUCCUCGCCAUAUAUUGCAAACAUUUUCUGGGUUUUACUCGCGGGAUUCGUCAUGCCAUCUCGAUGUGUAGCGAUGAAUUACUCACAGGAAGAUUCAAGACUCUAGGAGUGGUCCCAAAACAACUUCUCCUGCAAAGGUUUGGACCGUUUUUGUUAGCAUGCAUACAGGUCCCCAAUCGGCUCAUUGUUUUCUUCAUUUCAGCCACGACAGCUUUGAAAACCUACAACAAUGCAACCUUGGUUUUGCAAAGACGUAAGUAGAACAUUAAUGGCUUUUUUUGAUAAACGAGGAGGACUCCUACUGCCUGUUUGUUGUAGUGCGACAUUUUUUUUUUUUUUUUGCUGUUGGCCUGUCAUAAGUAGAUAGGUUGGCUGACGUCGUCUACUCGUGUGAUUUUAUUACUAUAUCAAUAGGUGUUAUGUAAUUUCAAAUGUCCCCAGCACCAAAGAGGUCCUUGGCUCGUUUUUUAUACUUUAACAUCAAGGUCUGCCUAUUUGAAGAGGGAACAAUAGCAUCAAAUAGAUGCUGCUAUGACUGGGGAAUUAUUAUUUGAUCACCAAGAAAUUAUUAUUAAAUUAAAAUUAGGAUUCAUCCAAUAUUUUCAUGCUGCUGUGAUUUUUUUUUUUCUCCAGGAAGCCAAACAUAAAAAAUUAAGUGGCGGAAACCCUCAACACGAUGAAAAAAGCGUUGCAAGUCAGUUGCCACCCAGUUUCCCAAAAUCAAGACAGAGUGGGUCGAGUCAUAUGAUGACCGAAGGGAUGCGGUGUCCAGCGAUGACGACUGAAGAGAUCCUAUGAGGCCUGCCAGAUGCUGAAUUACUUCCGUCUGCGACAUCAGAUGACGAUGAUUUAGGAGAAAUAAAUGUAGCAAAUUUUGAUGACAUGAAAUCAUAAACUAGUCAUAUACAGUGCUGCUCGAAAGUUUGUGAACCCCACAGCGAUGGUCAGAUUUUUUGUAAAAAAAACUAAAAUAACCUUAUUAAAUGUUAAGUUAUACCCAAAUCCACAAUACUGACAUUCCAAAUAAUGGACUGAAACAAAAGAAAUAGUUAUAUUGUCAUUCUUUAUUUAACAAAAGUGGUUGAUUUAAGAAAAACUCAGAUAUCAUGUGUGCAAAAGUAUGUGAACCCCUUCAGUUAAUAGGAUAUUGCGCCUCCUUUUGCAGAGAUUACCUCAACCAAACGGUUUCUGUAGUGACUAAUCAGCCUCUCACAUCUACUUUGGGGGAUUUUUGCCCAUUCUUCCUUGCAGAACGCAGUCAGUUGAGAGAGGUUUGAUGGGCGUCUGGCAUGAACUGCUCGCUUCAGGUCCCGCCACAGCAUUUCAAUGGGAUUUAGGUCAGGACUUUGACUGGGCCAGUCCAGAACACGAAUCUUCUUCUUUUUCAGCCAUUCCUUGGUUGUAUUGCUGGAAUGCUUUGGAUCAUUAUCAUGUUGCAUGAUCCACCUUCUGCCAAGCUUUAACUUCAAAACAGAUGGCGUCAGGUUAUGUUCUAGGAUUUGACAAUAUUCCUCAGAAUUCAUGAUUCCCUGGACUAUGUGGAGUUGUCCAGGUCCUGAGGAUGAAAAGCAAGCCCAGAUCUUGACAUUCCCACCUCCAUGCUUCACUGUUGGGAGAAGGUUCUUUUGGUGGUAUGCAGUGUUGACUUUUCGCCAGACAUGGCGGUUUUGGUUGUGACCAAACAGUUCAAUUUUGCACCUACAUCAGUUGAUGAAAACUCUUUUUAAUUUAGUCUCGACAACACAAGUGUUAAAAAAACAAAAAAAAACUACUGAAUUGAUUGAUUAGGAAAUCAGGUUGAAAUAAUAGAAAAUUCCAAAAUGUUGAGGGGGUUCACAAACUUUUGAGCAGCACUGUAUACAGUACACAUUUUUUAAAAGAAAAAUCAAGUUACCUUCAUAUUUUAAUGAUAAUGCAUUAUCUUUGUAUAGAGAACACUUCAUGCUACAGAAAAGAGUAAAUACAUAUACAUAAAUCUGGUAUCAUUUAUUAUUGUGGCCUUUUAAAUAUUUUUUCAGAAUGUAAUAUAAUUACAAUAUAUUAUAUACCAAUAGAAUACAUUAAACAGUCAACAAAAUGUGUCAAUGUUGUUAACAAUUUAUGGUUUUAUUUUUUUAAUGUAAUUCAUGCCCCUGUCAGUGCUUCAGCCUCCUCAAGUUUGGCUCUCACGUCUGGGAUCUCCUGAUGACACAGGCAUACUCUUGGAAGGAUGAUGACCUCUACAUCCAACAAGCUGUUGUCCUCAUUGAAGAUGCAAUUCAGUAUCGCUCCAUUAACCACCGGGUGGAUACAAGCUCACUUCAUCUAUAUCGCUGGUACUACGCGAGGAUAUGCCAGUGGGGCUUAGGCUUGACCAUUGCAGUGGUGCUGUUGCUGGCUUUUGUGGAGCGCCCGUCUUCCCUUUCUGUUACUUCAGACUCUCGAUAUCGCUCUCCACCCUGGGAGCCUCCUUGCGGACUGACCGAGAGCAUUGAGAUCAUGUGUCUUAUCAUCUUUACUCUUGAUCUUGCUGUUAAGAGCUACUUGAUUGGCUGGGAUGAAUUCCGAAAGAAUAAAUGGCUGGUUAGCUAUACCAUUGUCAUUGCGGUCUCCAUCAUUGAUUGGGUCUUGUCCAUCAGCAUGAUCUGUGAUGAGAAACUGAGAGUUCGACGACUUAUUCGACCAUUCUUCCUUUUGCAAAACUCAUCCCUGAUGAAAAAGACUUUGAAGUGCAUCAAGAGAACUCUGCCAGAGAUUGCCAGUGUCAUUUUGCUGCUUGCACUUCACCUCUGUCUGUUUACGAUGAUUGGCAUGUUGUUGUUCCCUAAAACUGAGGAUCCAAUUAAAAAUGAAGAGUGGAAAGUAUAUUUUCGAAACCUGCCUACUUCACUGACUUCCCUGCUGGUGCUGCUCACAACAGCAAACAAUCCAGAUGUGAUGAUUCCUGCUUACUCCCAAAACAGAGGAUAUGCCAUUUUCUUUGUAGCCUUCAGUGUAAUUGGAACUUACUUCCUGAUGAACUUAAUGACAGCCAUUAUCUACAACCAGUUCAGGGGAUAUUUGCUGAUGGCAGUCCAAACAUCCAUAAUCAGAAGGCGUCUGGGAAUCCGAGCUGCCUUUCAAGUCCUUAGCUGUCAUAAUGCUGAAAAUGCUACUGGGGAGAGUGUGCCAGUUGAUGCUGUGCUGCAAGUGAUGUCCAGAAUCCAGAUGCAAAGCUACUACAGAGAAGCCAUACUUUUGGCGAUACGUCAGUAUGAAACGGAAGGCUUUAUGAAUAGAGAGCAGUUCGGACAAAUAUUUGAUGAACUUGAUAAAGACCGCAUAAAAGAGCACCCUUCCUUACCACAGUAUAACUCUGUCGGAUUGCAGAAGCUGCAGGUCAUCUUCAGUCACUACUUUUUUACGAUAUUUGGCAAUGCAGUGGCAUUGGCCCAUGUGGUGUGCAUAUGUACCGUGUUGGUACUGAAUUCAGAAAAGUCUGUUGCAGAGAGAGAUAACCAUAACAUGGAGAUAAUCAACAUGUGUUUCAUCAUCUACUACCUGUUUGAAAUGUGUGUGAAGAUAUUUGCCUUGAGCUGGAGAGGGUACCUUUCCUACAGAAACAACAUAUUUGAUGGAUUCCUGACCAUCGUACUGCUGGUCCUGCAGAUAACUAUUUAUGUUACCUACCGGCUUCCUUAUUCAAAUGUGAAGCAGUCCUCUCAGGGAACAUUCUCUCUAUGGGAAAUGGUUCGUUUUGUUAACAUGCUGAUUGUCUUCCGCUUCCUGCGCAUCAUUCCGGAUAUUAAGCUCAUGGCUUUGGUUGCAAGUACCUUGUUGGACCUGGUGAAAAACCUAAGAGCCUUUGCAGGGAUACUGGUGGUUGUGUACUACAUGUUUGCCGUGUUUGGCAUCUGGCUAUUCGAGGGAGCCAUUAAACCACUGCCGCAUAUGAGUGUGCCCUACAAUACAACUAUGAAAAAUAUCACUUCUAAUUUGAGCAUUGAAUGUGGCACAUAUGAACAGCUGGGUUAUUGGCCAAACAAUUUUGACGACUUUGCUGCGGCCAUCAUUUUGCUGUAUAAUAUCAUGAUAAUCAACAACUGGCAGGCCUUCAUGGAAGUGUAUACCAGAUACACCACUGAGUGGUCCAAAAUUUACUUUGUGUGUUGGUGGUUCACGUCGUCUGUCAUGUGGGUAAACUUGUUUGUGGCACUCAUCCUCGAGAACUUCACGUAUAAGUGGGAUCGCAGUCAUAGCUGUUCUGUUACAGAUGUGGAGAGGAUCAGAUAUGAAACAUCUGUUCAACUCAUAUUCAAAGAGCAGGUCAAAGAGCCCACAGAAGAAGAAUUGCUUUGCCAGCUCCAACAGCACCCCCAUCUACAUUUACAUUGGGGAAACACAUGACACAAACUAGCUGUAGUGAUGGUUCACGCAAAUCUCUGCUGUUACUGUUGGCCGUGUAGCAAUUCAUCGACAUUCAUAUUAUAAUAUGCCAAUACCAUAAACAUUUUCAUUCAGUGCUCCCGAUCCAUAACGGUUUGUGGGUUGUGUGGAUGUCUGACUACAAAAAAAAAAGACUGAAUGGAUAAAUCAAGACAUGUUUACCCCGUUGCAAUAUAUAUACAUAUAUCUAUGUAUAUUUAAAUUCAUUUAUUGUAUGGUGUUAUGGUGUUAUACUUGUAUGGGAUUGAUGAUUAAUGUGCAGGAGCACACUCCCACAGACACACACACUUUUCACUUUUCACACAUUCAUAGUCAACAACACAACAAUUAUACUUAAAAUUAAAAAGUGUAGAGCAUCGUUUCUGCUGAAAACUACAUUACUUUUCUACGUCCAAUACUUAGUACUAAGAAAAUGUGCAUUUUGCUUUGUGAGAGCUGUAUUACGAUAUUAUUAUUGGUAGAUUAUUAUUACGAUUAAUAAUAUUAGGAGAUAAAGGUUGACCUUACUGGAGUUUUUUACUGUUAUUUUGCACACAUUAAAAUUUUUUGAACAAAAAUCAGUUUCUCAUGU